AUUUAGGUGUAUGUAAAAAUUUUAUUUAACAAAAAAACAAAAAAAAAUUUUUUUUUUGUGUUUUCUAGAAAGAUGAUAUAGGUAAAAUAUUAUAUACUCGUGUAUGUGAUUUAAUAAGAUUAGAAGAAAAAGAUUAUUUUGGUUUAACAUUUAUUGAUAAUGAAAAUAAUAGAUGUUGGCUUGAUAAUGAUAAACGUGUACGAAGUCAAUUGAAAGGUGUUGAUUCAAUCUUUUAUUUUCAAGUUAAAUUUUAUCCACCAGAACCAGCUUUACUUCAAGAAGAUAUUACAAGGUUUGUUUUUAUUUUUCGAUAAAAAAAAAUUUUAGAAUAAUUCCAAAGAUUCAAAUGUCUACCUUUGAUUUUAUUUGUUAUAUUGAAAAUAAUGAUACAUCAGAAAGAAAAGUAUUAACCUAUUCGACAUGGAAUCAUAUUUGGAACUAAUCUGUCGAUCCGAACUUCGAAUUAUGCUUACGAGAAGUUAGCCAAAUAGUAUUCAUUUAUGAAUUGGGAUAUCUUUUAGCUAUAUUAAAUAAUUAUUGAAAUUGACACAUUGUUUGUCUUCAUAGAACUGAUUGCUUAAUUGUUAUAUUUUUCAAUUUUUGCUUAGAUAAUGGUCUUUAUUAAUUAGACUAUAAGAUUUAUUAGUGGUAGGUGACACUAGCUUUUCAUUUUGUCUGCUAAAAUAUGGAACCUAACACGUGUUCUUUGACUGCAUUACACUAAUACAAUAUUUGUAAUAUGAAAAAAUCUCUAGCAGACUACAAUUGUUUCCAAAGAAGCAAUCUAUCUUAUUUCGAACACAAAGCUUUUUAUUUGCACUCUAAUUCUUUGUUUGCCUUGUUGCUUUUCAUUUUCUUCUUCUGCUUUUCUUAAUCGAACUUUAUUAUUCUGACAAAUACACCUGAAUGUUCAGCUCAUUUGCUGUGUUUUAUGCUUUUCAUUAUCUGUAGAACUCGUUGCACUGAUCAUUUUGGCAAAAAAAAAGAAAUAUUCAAAUAUCAUCCGAUAGAGGACCUUGAGUAAAUAAAAAUCCUAAAGGAAUUGCGACCGAUGGCUUUUUCUUCAAAAGUUACGACUACUUUCCUGAUUUUCCAUAUAUACUCUGAAAGUUUCAUAAUUCUAUCGUCUUCUUUUCCCGAGCUACAGGACAUUUCUAUAACUCGGGAAAAGAGAGUAAUAGAAUUGUGAAGCUCCUUAAGACUACCAUCAAACAAAUUUUGAUUCUCUGACGAGGGAACCUUCCGAGGUGCUAAAAAGCUUUUGAGCCCAAAUUUUGUCCAUAAGUAGGGGAUAUAUAGACUAGAAAAAGCCUAAGAUAGUAUCGGCUCAAGUUGCAAUUUGGCUGAGAUAUCAGCUUUUUACUAGAAUUUUCCUAUAGGACCCCAUUUUCCC
Messenger RNA from Rotaria sordida, 1393 nucleotides. The record is from the annotation of a GenBank genome assembly. NCBI's taxonomy places the organism in Eukaryota, Metazoa, Rotifera, Eurotatoria, Philodinida, Philodinidae.